AUGGUGCGUAGCAGACUGCUUUCUCCAAGCAGUGUACCGCAUAUAAUUAAAACUUUACAGUUGCGUUAUGGUCGACCGGAAACUUUGAUCAAGGCUCUCACCGAGAGAAUUCGUCACCUUUCACCUCCAAGAAUGGACGAUUUGGAAAGUAUAGUUGACUUUGGUAUGGCGGUUGAUAAUUUAGUAGAGCACCUGAAGAUUGCAAACCAACAAUCCUAUUUAACGAACCCAUCACUGCUUCGCGAUCUAGUGGGAAAACUUCCUGUGGAUUAUAGGUUGAAGUGGUCAGCAUUUAAAAGCAAUGUUGCAGAAGUUAACCUUAGUACGUUCGGAUCAUUCAUGUCGUCAUUAGUAGAGCUGGCGUUCGAAGUGAUGGAUGACACACCUACGGGAAAAACAUCCAAAGGAGUUCAUCAGAAGUCCAAAGACCGAGGAUAUGUACAAACUCAUGCAGAGACUUCGGCUGGGCCAUCACCGUCAAACAAUAAUACAGCCACACCAGCAGUGAGACAACCAAAGAAGACUUGUAUUUUUUGCAAACUUGAAGGACAUAGAGUGGCGGAUUGUUUUAAAUUCAAAUUGUUGAACGUUGUUGAGCGGUGUAAAGUGGCGAGUCAGAAUUCCUUAUGCAGAACCUGCCUAAAUCAACACGGGAAAUGGCCUUGUGAAACUUGGCGAGGAUGUGGAAUAGAGGGGUGUCGUAUGCGUCACCACACACUGCUUCACUCGGUUAUACCAUCCGUAUCGACAGUAGUCUCUACAAGCCAUGCAGGCGAACAGACCAGUGGCGGUCCCUUUUUUCGGAUUCUUCCUGUAACUUUGUAUGGGGAAAACUGCAAGCUGGAUGUGUAUGCGUUCGUAGAUGAAGGCUCGCAGCUGACGCUUUUGGAUGAGACGGUUGCGCUAAAGAUGGGGAUGACUGGACCUGCUGAAACUUUAAAUUUACAGUGGACUGGGAACAUCACUCGGAAUGAGCCAAAUUCUAAACGGAUACGUAUGGAAAUUUGUGGUAGUGGGUUGGCGAAACGCUACAAGUUGUUCGAUGCACGCACCGUAGCUGGUCUUCAAUUACCGAUGCAAUCGUUGCGUUAUCAUCGGUUAGCAACAAUCUAUCCACAUUUACGAGGACUGCCAAUAAAUGACUACGUAGACAUUACGCCAAAGCUCCUGAUUGGUCUUGACAACCUGAAACUCACGGUUCCUUUGAAGAUCCGGGAAGGAGGUUGUGGCCAACCAAUGGCAGCCAAAUGUCGGCUCGGCUGGAGCAUAUACGGAUGUGCACAGCCUGUUUCGGAACCAUUUAUAUGUGGGUUUCACGUUGGAGGAUGGACCAAUCCGGAGCCCGAUUUGAACCAGCUAGUUCGCGAUUAUAUAACGCUGGAUGAUUCUGGCGUAGUACCACCGCUAACUCCGCUUGAGUCAGAGAAUGACAAACGAGCGCGUUCGCUUCUUCAAUCUACGACAAUCAAAGUCGGAAACCGAUACGAGACUGGGCUUUUAUGGAAGUGGGAUGACAUCGAGUUUCCCAAUAGCUACGGUAUGGCCUACCGGCGUUUGCGGUCAUUGGAGAGACGACUUAGCAAAGAACCGCAUCUUUACGACUCUGUUCGUCAACAAAUACGGGAAUAUGAAAGGAAGGGAUACGCACACCGAGCUACGCAGGAAGAACUUGUAAACACAAGUCCCGAGAAGUGUUGGUAUUUACCGCUGGGAGUAGUGCUUAAUCCUAAAAAACCUAAUGAGGUGCGGAUCAUUUGGGAUGCUGCCGCGAAAGUUAACGGGGUUUCAUUAAACUCAACGUUGUUGAAAGGUCCUGAUUUUCUGACGUCGCUGAUUGCAGUUUUCUUUCAUUUCCGCUUAUAUGCUUAUGCACUGACGGGAGAUAUAAGAGAGAUGUUUAAUCGUUUCUUCAUCAGGCGAGCAGACCGUCAGUUCUUGCGAUUUCUGUGGCGAGAUAAAUCAACAUCAAAGGUCGAAGUUUAUGUAAUGGAUGUAGCUAUUUUCGGAGCUACGUGUUCGCCGAGCUCUGCACAAUAUAUAAAAAAUCUAAAUGCGCAGGAGUUUGAGGCUCUAUUCCCGAAGGCGGUUGAGGCUAUUCUACAAUACCACUAUGUGGACGAUUAUCUGGACAGUUUUCAAACAGCCGAAGAAGCAGUGAAGGUGGGGAAUGAAGUUAAGCGGAUACACGCAGAAGGCGGGUUUGAAAUCAGGAAUUUUCUUUCCAACGAUCCAGCAAUAGUAGCGCAAGUCGGUGCAGAGUCGAUAGAAGUUGAGAAACUUAUCAAUGCGGAAAAGGGGGCAACUGUGGAGUCGGUUUUGGGAAUGAAGUUGAUCCCAAGCAGUGAUGUGCUCACCUACACUUACGUAUGGCGCCAAGAUCUUCAACAAGCGCUGGGUGAUUUGCAUACACCAACUAAACAAGAAGUUCUUCUUGUAGUUAUGAGCUUAUUCGAUCCGCUAGGUUUAAUUUGCUUUUUCCUGAUUCAUGGCCGAACAUUAAUGCAAGACAUAUGGGCAUCAGGUGCUGACUGGGACGAGCCAAUAAGCAGUACGUUGUGUGUACAAUGGAGGCGUUGGACGGCGCUCCUGAACGAGCUAAAUUCGGUCAAAGUACCCCGGUGUUAUUUCCCUGGAGCCGGAUAUAGUACUUACUCGACGCUCGAAGUACAUGUUUUCGUAGAUGCUAGUAAAACUGCUUUUGCUAGUGUAAUCUACUUUCGAGUGGAAACAUCCCAAGGUGUUGAAGUAGCAUUAGUCGCUGGAAAAGCUAAAGUUGCUCCUCUCAAGAUGAUAUCCAUUCCUCGCUUGGAGUUGCGUGGCGCCGUGCUGGGUUCGCGGUUGCUAAACAGUGUCAUAACUAUGCAUAAAAUCAAAGUAACUAGACGUGUCCUAUGGACAGACUCCGAGAUAGUUUUGGCGUGGUUGCGGUCAGACAGUAGAAAGUUUCAACAGUACCUCGGGUUUCGUGUGGCGGAAAUUCUUUCUACAACUGAUGUAAAGGAAUGGAGAAAAGUUGAAAGUGAAUUGAAUGUGGCGGAUAUGGCGACAAAGUGGGGAGGAGGACCGAGGUUUGACGCGAACAAUCCAUGGUUUCGUGGGCCGAAAUUCUUGUCAGAACCGGAGAGCUUCUGGCCAAAACAACGAACUGUCCCUUAUUCUACUGAGGAAGAAAUUCGUCGAGUUAAUUUGCACGAGAAGAUCGUGCCGUUGAUGGAAAUAAAUAGGUUUAGCUGUUGGGAAAAACUGGAACGCACGGUGGCAAUAGUGCUCAGAUUCGUCGAUAAUAUAAGGCGAUAA
Wyeomyia smithii (pitcher-plant mosquito) is the source of this 3297-nucleotide messenger RNA. RefSeq lists its product as uncharacterized. The record is from RefSeq and is a predicted model, not a curated record. The transcript has a single exon. NCBI's taxonomy places the organism in Eukaryota, Metazoa, Arthropoda, Insecta, Diptera, Culicidae. Bases 1 to 3297 code for a protein of 1098 amino acids.